This is a messenger RNA of Triticum aestivum (bread wheat), 1237 nucleotides long. RefSeq lists its product as uncharacterized. The coding region runs from base 322 to 966 and encodes 214 amino acids. NCBI's taxonomy places the organism in Eukaryota, Viridiplantae, Streptophyta, Magnoliopsida, Poales, Poaceae. The transcript is spliced from 5 exons. The record is from RefSeq and is a predicted model, not a curated record.
CUCACACCUCUCUUCUUCUCAUAAAAAAAGACCCCUAAGGCCCCGAUCCUGCCGCUAUCCCCUUCGCAGUCGACAAUCGUCGCUACAGGCCGGUUAGGGUUUGGGGCGCCGCCUGUCCAAACUGUGUCGGCGGCGUCCAUCACCCUUCCUCAGAUCCAUCGUUGACCUAGUUCCUCCUCAGGUCUGUCGUUGCCGACAUCCCUCCCCAGCCGUCGCCGACCGUACCCUCCUUCAGGGCGCCGCCGGUCCUGCUACUCGUCCAGGCCGUGAAGCUCCGCCCCUCCCGCGUCCCCGUCUGGAUCCGCGCUGCACCACCCCGAGAUGGCACCACUGCAAGCACGGCUCCACGAUCAGAUCAAAGAUAGCAUGGUUUUGAUCAACAUCAAGCCACCCAAAAAAGCAUCAGUAGGAAAAAAUAAAAAUGAUAAAGGGAUUUUUGUUAUGGGUACUAUUAUUGUUCUACAACCCUACUUUAUGUAUGUUGUGGCGGAUCCUGCUUCUUUUCAUGGAGAAGGUCAAUUGAAGCUCCUGAUUGACUGUCUUGAGGGAACAAAGCUGGAACUUACUAGACCGCAGAUACAUUUGACUGAAGGUAUUGCUGGGAUCCGCUGUCCCAACCCUGGUGGGUACAACACACAACUCAUGAGGGCAGUUCCUUUAUGUCGAAGUGUCAUUGCAAAGCGCCAGCGCGUCCAUCUCUUCAGUCCGGAACAGAUGCUGCUCACUUCUGGUACAGUAAUGGGAGUCAGUGGCCCGACUUUCCAGCAUAAUUGCUCUACGCUCGAAUCGUCGUCGCUUGGGGCACCCGUUGUUAAUGACAAUGGUCAUCUGGUUGGGAUAUGUAACGAUUUCAGAAAUGAUUACCUUGAGGCUAUAAGCACUCAUGCAAUUGCGUCUGAAAUUGAGAUGGCCCAAGGAAGGGAAUACAUAGGCAUUGGCCAGAUGUUGGAUCAUUUGCAAAGCUAGAACAGGCUAAAGUUAUCAAGUAUCGCCAAGAGAAGAUAGAAAUAGAAGUCCUAGUGAUUGUGUGUGGGAACAACUUUCAGCUUCAAAGCGUCCAUUUUUGGUUAUGUUUAGUUAGAAUUGUGGCUGUUACUAAUGGUUUGAGUUGUCUAAAACAUUUCAUACUGUUGAAUGGUGCCUUUGUUUUUAGUUCUAUUGAAUGAUAACUUGUAUGCUAUAUUCUUGGGGUGUAAGUUGCUUUUAUGUUACAUUAAUGAGGUUUGAGUCGCUUUUA